Messenger RNA from Podospora anserina S mat+, 561 nucleotides. RefSeq lists its product as uncharacterized. The transcript has a single exon. The record is from RefSeq and is a predicted model, not a curated record. Lineage: Eukaryota; Fungi; Ascomycota; Sordariomycetes; Sordariales; Podosporaceae. The annotation marks the transcript as partial.
CACUUUGACAACUCUGCACAACACACCCGUGCGCAGUUUCCCACCAUGGCGCCCUCCUCCAACCGGUCAUCUGUGGUCAGCUCCGAGCCCAACGGCAACAGCAACGGCACCAACCUCAUGACCUCAAGCAUCUCCUCCCUUUCCUCGUCCAUGAACUCCCCCCGGCCCACCUCUUCCUCCUCGCACAUCACAAAGACCUACCGACAAGCCUCUACUCUCUUCCUCACGCGUCGUCUGCCAGAAGCCCUCUCCACCGUUCUCCCUCUGGUCUCCCCCGUCCCCCAAACCGAAAACGACCCCAACAGCCCCUUCGACCCAGCCCCGGCAGCGAAAGCUUCCCGGUCUUCCCGCAUCAAAGUAUGGUCCUUGUACCUGACCAUCCUCAACGCGAUCCUCGAGCUCGAUUCCGAAGAGGGUAAAGCCGCCUUUGGGACGGCCGAGUGGCGCGCCUUGUGCCACAAAGUCAAGGAUGGGGAGAUUUGGGAGGAGGUGGUAAAGAAUGGUUAUCACGGGGUAGAAGGCGAUGUUGACGCCGAUGUGGUAAUCAACUUGUAUUUCCCC